Molecule: messenger RNA, 370 nt
Organism: Marmota flaviventris (yellow-bellied marmot)
Lineage: Eukaryota; Metazoa; Chordata; Mammalia; Rodentia; Sciuridae
Gene: Thsd8
Product: thrombospondin type 1 domain containing 8
Source: RefSeq, a predicted model, not a curated record
AUGGCCCGGCGCCAGCCGGCCUUGGUGCUGUUGCCUCUGAUGCUCCUGGCGCGGACAACAGCUGUCCAGCUUUCCCCCGACUACCAGUACUUCGGCGACAAGGGAGAAGGUGACACCUGGGAGCUGCUGCGGCAGCAACAUCAAAAGGUCUUGGAGGAUUCGAUCCUAGGCCCCUGGGGAAAGUGGCACUGUUUCUGCAACCUGGGCAAACAAGAACGCAGCCGUGAGGUGCUGGGCACAGCUCCAGAUCCCAUGGUGUUCAUGGAUCGAGAGAACCUGGUCCAGACGAGGCCCUGCAGGCAAAGGGAUUGUCCAUCCUGCAAGCCAAUCGACUGCAACUGGAGGCCCUGAACCCAGGUGAGAGACUGGC